This is a messenger RNA of Monodelphis domestica (gray short-tailed opossum), 6561 nucleotides long. RefSeq names its product zinc finger protein 408 (gene ZNF408). The record is from RefSeq and is a predicted model, not a curated record. NCBI's taxonomy places the organism in Eukaryota, Metazoa, Chordata, Mammalia, Didelphimorphia, Didelphidae.
CUGAGCCGCUAGGUGGCGCCAUGGUGCACAGAACACUGAUGCUCUGUCCAGAGGUGCUUGGUCUUCCCUGGGCAGUUAAGUUACUGUCGUGUACAGAACAAAGGCCCUCUCCUAUAUUCCCUAAUCUAAAAGAGACUUGAACCCUGGUCUUCCUGCCUUCCAAAUCCGCAGAUUCCACUUCAUUCAUGACUGUCCCCUCUUGAGGACGGCUCUCCACUCAACUGACUGCAUCUGCCUGUAAUGAUGAGAAUUCUCAGUAUUAUAGUUCCAAUCAGUGGGUGGUACAGCGGAAAACCUUUACUAUGGGGUGAUCGUGAGCAAGUCGUUUCACCUGUGCCUGCCAGGACUCCUCGUCUGUAAAAUGAGGAUAACAGCACCUACGUAGCUUCCAAUGUAGUUGUGGGAUAGUACUUGUAAAGCACUUUGCACAUUUUAAAGUGCUAUGGAAAUCCUGGCUAUCAUCCAUUAUCGCUAUUAUUGUCCUGGGUUAAAGGUGCGGAACUCCCCUGUGGCCAGUGGAUUUGAAGUUCUGCACCACUGGAUCCGGAGUUCCAACUCCCUGGGUUCCCUGGAGCCUCAGUUUCCCCUUCUGUAAUCGGAGGGAGAUGUUGCUGGGCCUGUGGAGGGAUGUGCGUGUGUGUGAGCAGAGCUCAGGGUGGGCCAGUUUGGUGCAACAGGGCCGGAGGAAGAAGGAGGGGAAUGUGACCCCCGUGAGGAUUGGUGAGAGGCUCCACCUGCAAGUAUCCCAGACCAUCCUACCUGGCUGUGAACUGUUGCUGUGGCCCCAGUCUCCCAGCACAGGCCCAGGACAUGCAGAGGAACAGCCAUUGACCAUGGAGUCAGGGUCAGGGCUGGGGACCACAGUACUAACCGAUGGGGUCUCUCCUGAAGGGGACUCUACUGAGCCAUGCACAGCCAUCUCUCCCCAGCAGGGCCUUGCCAACAAGAAAGACACAAAACAGAGCCUGGAGUUUGGGCCUAAAUCCCAGGGUGAUCACAUGGAAGAAGAGGGGGAGAAGGAGGAAGAGAGGGAAGGAAGAAUAGCCCCCCUGCCAGACAGCCCUGCAGAAGGGACACAGCUGCCCCAGAGCAACCUGUCCAUAGGUCCAGGGGAUCUGAGCCCCAGCAAUUCGAGCUCGUCGUCUGCAGCUCCUGGGGGGGCCCCUCGGCUCAGCCCCCGCCUGGCUAACAGAUCUUGUAAGCUGUUUGGCCCCGGAAGCCCCCGGGACCGCCAGGCUGGAGAGGCAGAGCACUCAGACCUCACCAAGCCUCCUGGGGGAACUGCCCGGCACUCCUCUAGGCGCUACCACUGUACUGUGUGCAGCAAGGCCUUCCUGCAGCUCUGCCACCUGAAGAAGCACCAGUUUGUCCAUGCAGGGCAUAAGCCAUUCCUUUGCACGGAGUGUGGCAAGAGCUACAGCUCCGAGGAGAGCUUCAAGGCCCACAUGCUAGGACACCGGGGCGUCCGGCCCUUCCCCUGCCCACAGUGUGACAAGGCCUACGGCACCCGCCGAGACUUACGAGAGCACCAGGUGGUACACUCAGGCGCCCGCCCCUUCACGUGCGACCAGUGUGGGAAGGCCUUCGCCCGGCGGCCUUCCUUAAGGCUUCACCGCAAGACCCAUCAAGUGCCUGCUGCCCCCACCCCAUGCCCCUGCCCCAUCUGUGGGCGCCACCUGGCCAACCAAGGCUCCCUGAGGAACCACAUGCGCCUCCACACAGGUGAGAAGCCCUUCCUGUGCCCCCACUGUGGCCGGGCCUUUCGCCAGCGCGGCAACCUGCGGGGACACCUGCGCCUCCACACUGGCGAGCGCCCCUACCGCUGCCCACAUUGCACAGAUGCCUUCCCACAGCUGCCGGAGCUGCGGAGGCAUCUCAUCUCCCACACAGGCGAGGCCCAUCUGUGCCCAGUGUGUGGCAAAGCCCUGAGGGAUCCCCACACGCUUCGAGCCCAUGAACGCCUGCACUCCGGCGAAAGGCCCUUUCCCUGCCCCCAGUGUGGCCGGGCAUAUACUCUGGCCACCAAGCUGCGGCGCCACCUCAAGUCUCACCUGGCAGACAAGCCUUUCCGCUGCCCGACCUGUGGCAUGGGCUACACCCUGCUGCAGAGCCUCAAAAGGCACCAGCUCAGCCAUCAGGCUAAAGGCCCGAGUGGCUGCACUGCCACCUCGGCCAAGCCCAGCGUGGUGCUGCUCCAGGCGGAGACAGAGCUGGUAGUCGCCCCAAGCGAAGAGGAUUCCUCCCCCACCCCCACCUCUCCCCCAGCAGAUGUCAUCGAGAUCUCCAUUUCAGAGGGCGAGGACAGAUGCAUUGUGGUUCAGGAAGAGCCAGGACCCGGGCAUAGCCUGGUCCUCAUUCCAGAGGGCAUGGCAGGGUUCAGCACUGUGGCUGAAGUGGUGGAAGUGGAGACAGGCCCCUGACGUUGUCCUGCUCCCAGCUGGCCCUCCAGAAAAGUCCCUUCUAUAAAAAUGUCUUAUUUUCUAGUGGCUUGGUGUCGAGUGUCUCCCUGGACUGAUCUCUCUUUGUAUUGUCUAACUGGAACCAGAAGGAGAAGGUCAGAUGGUUCCUGGAUAUGGCGAGGGCCCCCCACGACCUCCUCCUUUGGAAAGCUCCAAGUGCUCAUGGCGGUGUGGACUGUGGCCUGCUCCGAACCCAGUUGUCCCCAGAGGCCGAGCUGGGGUGCCAGCUGUCCCUGCGCACCUGGCCUGUGAAAUUUCCACCUGGGGCUUGUGAGCUGGUCACUCCCUCACCAGGGAGAGUGCAAAGGCAGGAGCAGCAUCAGCAGCUCCUGAGCCAGAAUUAAGCACCUCCCCAUCAGGAAUGGGAGUGGCGUGAUGGCGUUCCUCAGCUCACCAAAUCCCGAUGGAGUAGACCAGCUGGCCUGCUUUGGAGAUACAGAGAAAGACAAAAUGGGCCUUGUUUUGUGUUUCACAGACUGAAAAACAACUUGGUGGAACUGGAAGGAGGAGAGCCUGGCUUUAAAUCUUGCCUUAGACACUAGUGGUGUGACCCUGGGCAAGUCACUGUUCUCUGAGCCUUCAUUUUCCUCAUUUGCAAAAUGGGGAUAAUGGUGCUGUUGGGAUCAAAUGGGCCAGUGUCUUAUCAGUGCUGUAUAAAUUUCAGCUGUAAUUCUUGGUGGGACGCUAUUUUGGAAGGGGCCAAAUGUUAAUUCUAGCUGGUGUUUCUAGAAUCCUUUAAAGGUUAAUUGAACAUCUUACAUGCACUAUAUCAUUUGCUUCUAACAGAACCCUAUGGGUUAAAUGGUUCCCAUUUUGUAAAUGAGGAUGCUGAGACCCCUAGGCAGAACUUGGGAAAACAGGGACAUUGUGGGCAACUUGAUUAGAGACCAACGUGAAGGUCAGUCUGUCUCUUGCUUUUGCCCAGGCUCUGAGAACAUCAACAGUGGUUCUUGCUGAGCCGCCGCCGAAGAGGAGAGUAACAGUGUUGUGCACUGAGUGCCUGCUCUGGGCCCAGGGCUUUUUCUUUGUGUAGGGAACUUUAACAAGAAGGGGGCCUAGUCCUUACUCCCAAAGAAUUUAGGCUCUCUUGGUCAAAACAGCACAAGAUAAUAGCAUUGGGGAGCGUUGAAAAGCCUAAAGGCUGAGAUGAUUGAGAAAAACUUUACUUUGUGCCACACACUGAAUGUGUGCUAAGUGCUGGGGUACAAAUCUCUUCAGUCAGUACAUGGAUAUUAGCACCUGUUAAUGGCCAGAGGAAGGAAGAAAAAAGGUGAACAAUUAGGACAGAUUCUAGUCCUGACAAUUAGUCUUAGAACUGGAACCAAACUUUGGACAUGAUCUCGCCUAGCCUCCUCAUUGUGCAGAGAAUGAAACGACUCCACAAAUGAGCAGGAUUUGCCCAGGAGCAUCCAGCUAGGCAGGAACAGAACCAGCAUGAGAAUGUAAGUCUCCCCACUCUGGCCAGGGUUCUUUUUUCCCUAAAGGAAUUAAUGUAAUGGUUAUGUAAUUUUAAAGAAUCAGUGGGUAGGGGGCAACUAAGUGACUCAGUAAAUGGCGAGCCACUGGGCCUAAAGAUGUGAGGUCCUGGAUUCAAAUUUGGCCUCAGACACUUCCUAGCUGUGUGACCCUGGGCAUGUCACUUAACUCCCAUUGCCUAGCCCUUACUGCUCUUCUGCCUUUGAACCAAUAUACAGUAUUGAUUCUAAGAAGGAAGGUAGAGUUUCAAACAAACAAGCAAAAAGAAUCAAUGGAAGGGUCAGCUAGGUAAAGCACCAGGCUUGGAACCAAGGAGGAUCUGGGUUCAAGUCUGGCCUCAGACACUUUCUAGCUGUGUGACCCUUAGAAAGUCACUUAACUGAAAUUGCCUAGCUCUCACUUGAUACUAAGUCAGAAGGUAAGGGUUAAAAAAAAAUCAAUGGAAAGACUUUUAACUAUUUGUUACAUUGAAAUUCAUUAGGAGGAAGAACAUUCCUUCAAAUUCUCCCAGAAUAGAGAGAAUUUUAAGGAGUCUUGGCUCAUACAGACUAUCUCAAAAAGUUUUUCCAACUUUAAAGGAAAGCAAAAUUCUUGAGCUGAAUUUGUUAGGUUUAGAACAAAGUCAACCAAGAGUUGUAUUUUGUGUUGGAUGUAAAAUAUAGCACUGUGGGACUCAAAUUAAUAUGUACAGAUCAUGUAUUCUCAUUUUUUGGAGUGGAAAGAACCCUGAACUUGGUGUUAGUAGGCCGGCUUUGAAUCCUGGUUCUCCCAUCCAUGCAAAGGGCCUUUCCAGCCCAGAUGGUCUUUGUUAAUAACUUCUAUUUCUUUAGUGAUUUAUGAUUUGCAAAGCAUCUUACAUACAUUAUGUCAUUUGCCGAAAGGCAGCCUUGGAGUCAGGGAGAUCGGGUGACUUACGUUAGCUGUGUGACCACGGGUAAGUCAUUUAGCCCAGUGCCCCCAGCAACUCUCUGAGAGUUAUUGAAGAUCUCUAUCGAUGGAGAAAGUUGCCAAACAAACCCCAGGGCCAGACCAAAACACCCCUGUUAGAUAGGUACCACUAAUAUUAGCCUUAUUUUACAGAGGAGUAAACUAAAGCUCAGGAAAGUCCUAAGAUUAUUGGAUUUUCAGAGUUGAAAAGGACCUUAAAGAUCAUCCAGGCCAGUGAUUCUCAUGCUGUGGUCGAGGGACCCUUGGGGGCCCAUGAGAGCCUUUCAGUGGACCUAUGAGGUCAAAACUAUUUUCAUGGUAAUACUAAAACAUUUUAAAUUCUAAUUCAAUAGAUAUUAACAGACAUAACCCAUAUAAACAAAAGCCUGUCGUUGGGGAAAGGUCCUCAAUUUUUUAAAGUGUAGAGGGGUCAGGAGACCAAAAAGCUUGAAAAAGUUGCUCUAGUCUUUAGAUAGAUAGCAGUUGUUUUGUUUUGUUUUUCACAAAGGUUAUUUUAUAGUUUUUACAAAAGUUACAAAGUUAAUUUACAAAGGAAGACAUUCAGGAUCAUCAAGGUAAAGUGACUUACCAAAGGUCACGCAACCCUUAUGUCAUAAAACUACAUAGGACUGGAGAAUUGAAAGAGACUUAGUUGCCAUCUAGUCCAGCCUAUGCCCCAAAGGAAUCCUUAGCAUAAUAUACCCACCAAGUGGCCAUCCAGUGUCUGAAGACCUCAACAAGGAGGAACAAUCGAGGUGUUUCAUUCUGCUUUUGGACAGUGCUAAUUGUUAGCAAGUUCUUCCUGACACCAAGCGUAACUCAAUUUGCUUGUCCAUCCACUCUGGUUCUUCCCCUGGGGCCAAACAUGAAGUAAUCUCCUCUAUGUGAUAGUUACUUCAGAUACUUAAAGACAAUUGUCAUGGGAGCAGCUGUGUAGCUCAGUGGAUGGAGAUCCAAGCCUAGAGACAGAAGGUCCUGGGUUCAAAUCUGGCCUCAGACACUUCCCAGCUGUGUGACCCUGGGCAAGUCACUUGACCCCCAUGGCCUAGCCCUUACCACUCUUCUGCCUUGGAGCCAAUACACAGUAGUGAUUCCAAGACAGAAGGUAAGGGUUUAAAAAGAAAACAAAACGACUGUCAUGUCCCCUCUGAGUCAUUAGAGUAACCCACUAUAGACUCAAGGCUGUGGCUCCUGGUUGCCCUCCUCUGGACACUUUCCAGCGUGUCAAGUAGUUUUCUUGACCUCUGGUGUCCAGAGCUAAGCCCAGUAUUCCAGAUGAGGUUUGAAGAGGGCAGAGAACAUGGGCCCGUCAGCACCGUGUUCCUGGAAGUGGAGCCUCAGUGCGGUCUGAGCUCACGUUAGCUUCUUUGGCGGCCACAUUGUACUGUUGAUUUUUGUUGACCUUUUGGUCUGCCAAAACUCUCAGCUCUUUGUCAUAACAACUGCUAUCUAGCUAUGCCUCCCACAAGUUGAUUUGUACCCUAUGGAACAUGUCACCUUCACCCCCCUCGAUGUCAUCUGAUUAGAUUUAGCCCAGUCCUCUAGCCUGUAAAUAUCUUCUGGGAUCUGGAUCAUCCUCGAGUGUGUUACAGUUUGGUGUCAUAUGCAAAUCUGGUGAGCAUGAUGUCUAUACCUUCAUUCAAGACAUUGAAAAAGCUAUUAAACAGUGCAGGGCCAAGCACAGAUCCCUGGGAAGUGA